GGUUUCAUGCAUGAACAAAGGCUGUUUUCUCGGGGGGUGCUACAGGUGCCAAUUAUCAUCGGGUAGUUGCUUGUCUGCCCAUUCACUCCUUCAAACACAGGCCACAGGUAGACACCACGACCCGCGAUCUUCUACACCAGGUUUGAGAGCUACAACGGACUGAACCAUGGCCUGCAAGCUGGCGAUGCUUCUGGGCCUGACCGCCCUCCUGACGGUUCUGAUGGUGGGCCCGGCAGACUCGGUCUGCUGCCACGCCUUCUGGCUCACCGGGAAGUGUAACGAUGGGACUCAUGGAACGCCAUACUGUGCAUACGGGCAAUGCGACUGGCUCGGAUGUAACUGCAAUGGCGGCUGCAGGCACAGGAAGAGGGGUGUGGAGGAGGAAGCCCGCAGCCUUCUGGAGCUGUUGCGCGGAGAACAGGAGGACACCGCCCCGGAGGAGGGCGCCAUAGCCGGCCGCCGGUUUGGGGACACCGGCCCGAAGGAGAGCGCCAUGGAUGGCCCCGGGUUGAGUGACCCCGACACGAACCACGACAUGAAGCUGUCCAAGCAGGAGGCGCUGGAGAAGCUGAAGUUGGAGGGGGAAGUGGACACCGACAACCUGCCCGCUGAUUGGUUCACCUCCAUGGACACCAACGGCAACGGGUUCAUUGACCCUGUGGAGUAUGACGAGGACGAGGCCAAAGGCCGGCAGUAAGAGCGCGGAGGACCCCGGAAUGACGAUGGUCCCACCGCGUCCUGGACUUCCAGCCGGGACUGCAGAUCAGCUGCAUAGAGUUUAGCUGCUUUUGCCUCAUUUAACCAUGACGAGGCUCGUGAAGGGGAUAUCAGAGAUCAACAUUUCAGGGUGUCUUCCCUGUGUUAAAAGA
Molecule: messenger RNA, 869 nt
Organism: Branchiostoma floridae (Florida lancelet)
Lineage: Eukaryota; Metazoa; Chordata; Leptocardii; Amphioxiformes; Branchiostomatidae
Exons: 5
Coding region: 167-697 (176 amino acids)
Source: RefSeq, a predicted model, not a curated record